Messenger RNA from Seminavis robusta, 5796 nucleotides. NCBI's taxonomy places the organism in Eukaryota, Bacillariophyta, Bacillariophyceae, Naviculales, Naviculaceae. The record is from the annotation of a GenBank genome assembly.
AUGUGGAGAUGGUGGCGUGAUAAGCUGUGGGAGUACAGCAAUGUUCCUGCCAAGAAGUGUUUCCUGAUGAAUCCCAACCUCUCAUUACAGAGACAAGUUAAGACUAGCUUUGGUCUGUUGGCCAUCUUUGGAGUGGUCUCGGUCAUGAUCUUUGCCAUUACCACCACCAUUUAUGCAGGACGAUCGGUACAAGAGCAUGCUCAAAAGAUCAUGCGGGAUCAGGUCCUUAUCAAUAUACGACAAUCGUCCCAUAUGGCCGCCAAAACGCUCUCGGAAGAAUUCGAUCACUUACGAGGCACUACGUCCAUUCUAGCGGAAUUGGUACGAGACCGAAUUGUGGGAUAUCCCAACGAUGGAUGGGAAGAUGAUCUCCAUGUCCCAUUUCCAGUACAACAACAAGACAGCAAUGACAACAACAACAACAACAACACAAACAACCCCAACAAGAGCAAACCAAUACCCACUCAAAUCGCCACUCUUACCCAGAGACUGGAACAUCACUCGAAACCUAAACGCUACAAACCUCCUAGAACAUCUACAGGAACGGGCUUACUGGCGACUACCAGUUCCGUCUUUUCCUUUCAGGGGAACUGUGACCCUUCUGUCUACAGUCCCGCAGACCCGGCCUACUAUCCACGCUGCACGGAUGCCAACAACAAUGCCAGUACAGGAGGAGUCGUCUUUCCCACCACUACAGCCGCUGGACUCGAACAAAAGGCUGCCGAUAUUGGAAUCUUUCUCAAACCACUCUGGGAAUCGCGAUCCGACAUGAUCACCGUAGGAGUUCAUUUGGAGAAUUCGGCCGCCGGUGCCACGGUCCACUUUCCGGCAUUUGUCCAUCGCAACGAACCCGAUGCCUACGAAUCCAUCGGAUGCGAUUGGAUGCACACCAAUGACAAUCCAUUGACGCACAAACCAUUUGCCACACCCGCUCAGACGGCCAAGUGCCAUCCCGCCGGGACCAUGGUCCCCAGACGAGAAUUCAAUCCCAUGGAACAGGCAUGGUGUCGCGACAUGGCGUUGAAUCCCGAAAAGACCGUUUUUGUAGGACCCAUGUUGGAUCCACUCGAUCCGACUGGGUCCAUGGGAUUGACGUCGCCCGACGAACGAGUCUGGUCCCUAUUGUCCGGCCGUGCCGUGUUUGAUCGACGCACACAAGAAUUCAUUGGUUGUGUCUCGUUGGCGACCAGUUUGCAUCAAUGGUCCAGUUUUGUCUCGCGCAAACUCACGGCUCAUAAAAUAUCCAAGGCGGCGUUGGUCCGCGUGUCGGAUGGUACCGUCGUGGCGGCGGAAGCGUGGGAUCAUCAGGCAUCGUCUGAACCGGUACAUGUCGUAGAGGCAGGAGUGGUGCCGGACAUGACCACCUAUCAUCAUGUCAAGCACUAUUUGGACAAGGAGCGACGUAAGCAACAACAGGAUGAUUAUUACAGUCAUAUACAUCGCCACCAUGGACACGAUCAUGACCAUGUCGAACACGAAACCAACAUGACAUUCGUCACCGCCGUUCACGAGUGUCAUCAUGAUCCUGGCAUUAUCGUCGCCAUGUCUCUGAUUCCCGAAACGGACUUUGCCAUUAUUCAGUGCAUCGGGGAGGCUUCCUUUGAAUCCAUUGCCGAUAUUCAUGAUUCCAUACGAGACGAUGUGAUCAAUCUCGUCGUUCUGAUUGUCGUCAUUGGUGUUGCAGGAUUGGCACUGGCUUUGACCGUCAUUGCAUUUGUGUCCAUGGUGCUCACCAAACCGUUGGACUGGAUGCAGGCAGUGGCACGCGAGAUUGUCAACCACAACGAUCACGAUUCUCUGCAACUGGUAGAAGCGGGGCCGUCGGAUGAAGGUGUUACCAUCAUUGAGGCCGCCUUUUUUGACGUUGCCAGAUUCACACCCCGCAGUGAAAUCACCGAAUUGGUAGAAGAAUUCCAGGGUGUGCUCGGUGGAUUUUCCUGCAAGGGAACGGCUUCUCGUGUGGCCAGCAAACCCAUUCGGGAAAUUCGAAACACAGUGACAUGGCAGAGUGAGUUUGAGCAACUGUAUUCGCUUCCUGCUGUUGCGGCUACUACUGCGGCUGCUGCUGUCCCCGAUCGAUCCGAGGGUGCAUCAUCGUCGUCUAUGGAAGGACGAGAAAUUGAUGUCUCCUCCGAGCGUGGCGACGACGAGGAACAUCACCCAACAAGGGUAUCCGCUACGCCCACAAAGGUGACCGAUUAUGUGCCGUUUACGCUGCCGUAUUUGGCCUUGCAAAUGAAAAAAGCUCGAUCAGAUGAAUCCACGGCAUCCAUUUCAACAGACUCGGAUGAAAUUACCGUGCUACCCGAGUUUCCCGACCAUAGUGGAACAAGGAAGAACCGAGGCAGAAACCUGAGUAAUCUUCCACCAUCUUGUACGAAAGAGCUGGAUAAUGUCAAAGGAAACGAGGUGCCCGCGGUUCGUUCCAAGCUUUUCAGGUGGAUGGUGAUAUUGAUCGUGGUGCCCUUGCUGAUAACGAAUUUGAUCAUCGUGACGUUGGUGUCUUGGAAGGUUACAUCGGCGUUAUCGCCAUUCGUCGAGGGUGCAGUCAACGCAUCUUUUGAUAUUGCGGUUAUCGACUUGGAAGUUGAGGCCAAGUUGGCAGCUGCACACACAGAGGCAGUUCUGUCGUCGCCUGUGAGGGACCUGUUUUUGUGGACCAGAAUAUCCAGUUGGUUGCUGUUCGGUGCGAUCGAACGCUCCGAUGGCUUUGUCAAGAUGGUGUCCGGAUCGGAAGAAUGCAAGUCUUACCCCAAUGACGGACAAACUUGUCCUUGGUACGAAGACACGGUAAAUAAUGCGCCGUGCGAUUGCGAGUGGCAGAGCUCUUCGUCGCACGAGUGUUAUCAUUACGACGAAAUAAUUCCUGAUCACGACACGCGACGUCUGCAGAAGCUGUUCUUCACGGCUCAGAUGUAUGAUGCUGACCCCGUUACCGGGAGUCGAGUGACCACCUCCUUCCCAGCGCACAGCACAAGCGCAGAAACAACUGCAUGGUACGAAGACUUAUCGAAGGUCCCAGGAGCCUGGAAGCAAUCAUCGGCCGAAGGGAUCCACACGACCUACGACCGAAUCAGAGUGUCUUCGGCUGCCGCGGUGGUCGGUUUCCCGUUGUACAACUCUUUAUCCGCACUUAUCGACAAGCAAAGCCACGAACACUUCGGGACCUUCAUCUCUUUUGACACGGACGGAACUUCUGUGGGAUGGAGUGGGUGUUCCACACUUUCCCCUAGAGCUGCACAUUUUCAAUCCUCCUCGUUAGUGCCGGCGUUUGAGAUCGACCCAACUAUUUGCCCCGAAGGAAAGUACGGGUUUGACGCCCGCUGUUGGGAAUGGUAUCAACGAGGGAAGGAGCAGUCUUCGAGCCACCAUUCGCUUUACAUCUCGUCACCCUAUCAUUCCCCGACAAUGAAUUCGCUGGUCAGCACAUGGACUCAGUCAAUUGUUGAUCCAAGGACGAAAGAACAUAUUGCUCAGGCGUCGAUGGAUUGGCGGUUGUCCCAUUUGCACCAGAUUGGUUCCGGGAACGAUGACAACCAUGUUGCAUUUUUGGUAUCUCCCCACGCUGACGCGGCAGGAGGAGACACGGUCGCAGGCCCAAACUUUACUCCCGGGAACCAGUCAGCCCCGAUUGCCGAUGUUGUGCUCCCUGAUGAUAUGGAGGACAAGGAAAAGCAAAAGACCUUCAACGACCUUGUUGAGAAAAUGAAGAAGGGAGAAUCAGGUGGGUGCUCGUUUUCCCGCUCUAGGCGAAGCCUUUCCGAUGAUGAUGAUGACGACGACGACGACCUUUUCCAUAUCUACUACGAACCUAUCCGAAUACGAUCAGUGGAACCGCUGGGUGCGGAUAGCUACCAACGAGGUGCGAAUGCUUCCAAGUUCUUGGUUUACUCGGUUGGCGUUGCAAGGACUGCCAGAGCCCUGAGGGAACCGUCAAGGGAAAUGGAAGAACAAGCCAACAGCAGGCUGGAGAACUUGGUGAUCGCAUACAGUUGCUGCGUUGUUGCGGUGUCCCUUGUUGUUUGCUUGUUCGCAGGACAGAUUUCACUCGCCUUGUGCAAACCCAUGCUCAUUUUACUGGGCGUUGUUCGGAGCAUUAAUGGUGGCAGGAUUGAUGAAGAUAUCCCUCCCAUGGAAGGUGGUUCACGAGAAGUGAAUCGAGUGUAUUCCACUUUUGCCAAGCUAUUCAAGAUUGUUCGAGUCUCGAAUAGCGCGUUCUUUUCUGGCAAUCUACGCGUUGCUUACAGCUAUGUUUCCGACGCGUUGCGCCUCUACCAGAAGAUUGGAGACGACAAGGCAUCCGCGAUCGCCAGUAACAACCUUGGAAACAUCCUGCUGGCAAUGUAUGCAGAUGCCAAGACGGAACAGCUUUGUGGAUGUGCUCAAACAAACUCGAUGUGUGCCGUAAGGGAAGCCACAGGAUUGUACAAUGCCGCUAUUGAAAGCGGUGUCAGCGACUUGGAGAAUUCGGAUCUCAAGGUGGAGUUUUCCCAGCAAUUGGCAAACCGGUAUUUCAAUCGAGGCCUCUUCUUCCUGCAUUCCGCAGGGCAAUGGUGUGCCCCAGCAAACGCCGUGGAGCAAGGUCGGGACGAUCUUCGUAAAGCCAGUCAACUAGACAAGGCAAUGAGACAACAUCUGGUAGAACGGGAUUUGGUGCUGGCCAAUGCGUGUACGCUGUUUGAUCAUUGGCUCCGACGUUUGCAUGGAUUGGCGUCGCUUUGGGAUAUCGGGGAACGCCAGCACCUUCGUGACGAGUGGGAUGAAGCUGUAUUGGUGAACGAUUGCCAGCAGCUGUUGGCGGCUGUCUGGCGAGACUCUCGAGGGCACCUAUUUGGUGAUUUGGACCGAAUAGGAAGGUUGCAGCAGCUGGAGAGCGCCGUGAUUCGCCUGGACUUGCAACGGAAGAAUACCCUGGAAGCGGCUCGAUUGGCCAUGAGAAUGCUGGCAGAAGACGAAUUCAUCACCGAAGAGUCCUUCUUGUACGCUGCCAAGGCCUUAUUGGAAUGCAUGGAGCAGCAAAGUCUUCCAUCCGAUUCUUGGUCGAAUCUGACGCGAGAGACUGUUCGACGCGACCUUGCCGCCAUGGUGGGUGCCUGCAAGCACGCGUCAUUGACCAGCAAGAAGAGAUGUCUCGUUUUUUGCGUGCAGCUUGCCGACAAAAGUCCAGCCACCGUGACAAGAGUCUGCGAUUGUCUGCUGGGGUUCCUCGAUUCCGUCUUGCGAUCCGGAGACAUUGUUGGCUGCGUUGCCGGCACCCCGCAAUUGACCACGGAAAACAGUUCUUUGGCCGGUUCUGUUGUGGAAGGAAACGGCAGACGGGGGAGGAACCAGAAGUCCACGUUGGAGACAUCCAUUCUCGCUCUGACGGAAGCAUGCCAAGGGAAACUUCAAACGCCGCAAGAACUUGAAGCAGCGAUCGAGCCCGCAGCGGCUGCUCUGGUGGAAGCCAUUGAAUGCAUUGCGGAUACUCCCGAGAGUCAGAAGCUGGAAACUCACAUUGUGUACGUGACGGACAAGUCGAAGGAUCUGCCCACCGUGGAGCGCGCCGUGGUGGAUUGGAAGGACCAGCGAGACGCUCCCUGCCACAUUCAUUGGUUGGAGCUGACGACGGAAUGGGACGACGCUGAGAACAUGACUCCCAAUGUGACUCGACGUGUUCGUGAUUGCACUCACGUGACGACAUCCUUGACGAGGUUGGUGAGUGCUCUGGAGCAGGUCUCGUCGAGCAUCUCUCUCAGUGUGUCCUUGAGCAAUGAAGGAGAGAUCCUCUCGGGGCUCACCAUGGAAAAGUUCUAG